Melanaphis sacchari is the source of this 632-nucleotide messenger RNA. RefSeq names its product keratin-associated protein 6-2-like. The transcript has 3 exons. The record is from RefSeq and is a predicted model, not a curated record. Bases 148 to 543 code for a protein of 131 amino acids. Lineage: Eukaryota; Metazoa; Arthropoda; Insecta; Hemiptera; Aphididae.
GCACUCUUGGCACGAAAUAAAACGCUGAGUGCCCGAUAACACCGAUUCAGACGUUUCUGUAAAUCGGUCGAAGAACUAAGGAAUAGUCCGCUGUGGUCAGUAAUAAUAAUUAUUAAUACAACCGCACCGAAGACGAAAGAAAUAAACAUGAGUGCCAGCAAAAUAGUAUUGUGUAUAUUUUUGGCAGCUACAUUAGCCAUUGCUACAGCUACACCUAUAGGAUUUAUCGGUAUUAGCAGUGGUUACGGUGGUGGUUAUGGAGGUGGAUAUAACAAUGGAUAUCACGGAGGAUAUGGAGGUCAUCGAGGAGGUUAUAAUAACUAUGGAGGCAGCUAUGGAGUAGGUGUCGGAAUUGGUUUCACUGGAGGUUACAGUGGCUAUGGUCAACAAGGAUACGGUGGUUACGGCUACAAUAAUGGAUACGGUUACAAUAGUGGAUACGGUUACAAUAGUGGAUACGGUAAUAGGGGCGGAUACUAUGGGGGCAAUCAAGGUUAUGGACAUGGUUACGGACACGGCUAUGGAAAUGGAUACUACUAUUAAUAAUCAUUAAACAUCGCAAAAUUUCCUUCUAAAUCAAACAGUUUUAUGUUUUUUUUUUUUUUUUUGUUAAAAUGUAUACUUAUUUAUAA